AUGAUGCGUCGGGUUCCUGUCUUGCUCUCCGCAGCAUACCCACCUGAGUGGAUUGCUGCGGCGAAAAAGGAGUUGAAGAACCGUGACCCAUCGACCUUGACCAUUCAUUCUAUCAACGGAUUCGACAUCAAGCCGCUUUACCUCGCCGAUGAUGUCGAGAGUCACCAGGCGCUGCCUGGGUUCUUCCCAUACACCCGUGGCGUCCACUCGACGAUGUAUACUGGCCGACCGUGGACUAUUCGGCAGUACGCUGGCUUCUCCACUGCUGAGGAGUCCAACAAUUUCUACAAGGCCGCCCUCAAGAACGGACAGCAAGGUCUCUCUGUCGCGUUUGAUCUGGCGACGCACCGCGGCUACGACUCUGAUCAUCCGCGCGUGGCCGGUGAUGUUGGUAUGGCUGGUGUUGCGGUGGAUUCAGUUGAGGACAUGAAGCUACUCUUCAACGAUAUUCCGCUGGACAAGGUGAGUGUUUCCAUGACUAUGAAUGGCGCUGUCAUCCCUGUUCUCGCCUUUUUCGCGGUAGCGGCGGAGGAGAGCGGUGUCUCGCAAGAAAAGCUGCGCGGAACCAUUCAGAACGACAUAUUGAAGGAGUUCAUGGUGCGCAACACGUACAUUUUUCCUCCCACUCCUUCAAUGCGCAUCCUUGGUGAUGUUAUGGCCUAUCUGAGCAAGCGUCAGCCGAAGUUCAAUAGUAUUAGUAUCAGUGGCUAUCACAUCCAAGAAGCAGGUGCUCACAAUGCCUUGGAGCUAGCAUUCACCAUCGCCGACGGUCUCGAAUACAUCCGCUGCGCCGAAGAGUGCGGUUUGACGGUGGACGAUGUGGCGCCGCGCUUCUCCUUCUUCUUUGGCAUUGGCAUGAACUUUUACUGCGAGAUUGCGAAACUUCGGGCUGCCAGGAUGCUGUGGGCAACGUACGUGAAGAAGAAGUUCAAUCCCAAGAAUCCUAAAUGUCUGCUUCUGCGAACGCACUCACAGACGUCCGGCUGGUCGCUAACCGAGCAGGACAUGGAAAACAACAUCAUUCGGACGACGAUCGAGGCCAUGGCUGCUGUGAUGGGCGGUGUGCAAAGUCUGCACACAAAUGCCUUCGAUGAGGCAGUGGCACUUCCGUCAGUACAGAGUUCUCGUAUCGCGCGUAACACGCAGAUUAUUAUUCAGGAAGAAACACAGAUUUGCAGCGUUGUUGACCCAUGGGGUGGCUCGUAUAUGAUGGAGGCUCUGACGCAGGAGAUGAUGAAGAGGGCGUCCGCAAUCAUUGAUGAUGUGGAGGCGAAGGGCGGCAUGACCAAAUGCAUCGAGGAAGGCUUCCCCAAGCUGAUGAUAGAGGAGAGCGCCGCGCGGCGGCAGGCGGCCAUUGAUUCUGGCGCAGAGACCAUUGUUGGUGUUAACAAGUACGUCAACCCAGUCGAUAAGGUUCAUGAGACGCUUCGCAUCGAUGACAAAAAGGUACGUGCAGGUCAGGUUGCUGCCUUGGAGAAGCUGAAGGCUACCCGCGACAACGCCAAGGUACAGGAAAUGCUCAAGAAAGUGACGGAAGCUUGUAAGGACGCAAAGAUCAAUAUUCUCGAGGUUGCCAUUGAGGCUGCGCGGGCACGUGCGACGCUUGGCGAGAUUACUUCUGCUAUGGAGGAGGUCUACGACCGUUACGUUCCAAAAAGCCAGGUAGUGCAAGGCGUCUACUACAAUUCCUACCUGAGAGAGAGUAGCAAGGAGGAUCAGAAUCACAUCUCGGCCGUCAAAGCUCGCAUCGACGCCUUCGCUGCGAAGGAAGGCCGUCGGCCGCGUAUUAUGGUGGCCAAAAUAGGUCAGGACGGACACGACCGUGGCGCAAAAGUGGUAGCCACUGGUCUUGCCGACAUGGGCUAUGAUGUAGAUAUUGGCCCGCUCUUCCAGACUCCCGAGGAGGUUGCCCGCCAUGCUGUCGAGAACGAUGUGCACAUCUGCGGCGCUAGCUCACUGGCUGCAGGUCAUCGAACGCUGAUUCCGCAGCUCAUCCAGGAGCUGAAGAAGCUUGGUGCCGACGAUAUCAUCGUCACUGCCGGCGGCGUUAUACCACCUGAUGACUACCAGAGUCUCUAUGACGCCGGGGUAAAACUCAUCUUUGGUCCCGGUACGCCCAUACCGAAGUGUGCUGAACAGAUGAUCGAGGUCCUUGAGGCUUGUCAAAAAUGA
Molecule: messenger RNA, 2172 nt
Organism: Leishmania mexicana MHOM/GT/2001/U1103
Lineage: Eukaryota; Euglenozoa; Kinetoplastea; Trypanosomatida; Trypanosomatidae
Product: putative methylmalonyl-coenzyme a mutase
Exons: 1
Coding region: 1-2172 (723 amino acids)
Cellular component (GO): mitochondrion
Molecular function (GO): cobalamin binding; metal ion binding; methylmalonyl-CoA mutase activity
Source: RefSeq, a predicted model, not a curated record